AGGGCGCCACUUCCUACCAGAGAACCCCUAACAAGUGCAGAACGGUGCAGAAGGCUACUUCCCAUGUAAACAGAACAGUCUCAGGCGAAUUCAGUUGAGCACAUUACUGUGGGUAACGUUCUCGCAGAAGGUUUUAAUUUGCAGCCUUUGUUUUCUCUGUCAAGAUGUAUUUUACGCAUUCCACGUUAGUACACUCUGUUCCACAGUAAUAUUUGAGUGAUGCAAUGCUUACUGAAGUCACAGAGUAUUAUGGACAACAGAGAGAAAACGAGUUAAAUCAUGAAACAUCUGAUCUUAACGUCGUUUUUAGUGGUUGCCCUGUGUGGUUCACACCAUGUUGCCUGUUUGGAGUCGAGUCAAUUGGGAGGGACAUCGUCGUCUCAUCAUGUAUGGAACAACGUGAGUUUCAUUGGAACGCAACCCUUUGCGGGAAUUAUGAAGGGGGCCGCCGACGAAUGCGAUGUUGUUAUGAACUUGAGUGCCAAUCAGCGCUGUGAGUUCGUCAAAAACACCCCCGACUGUAGCCGAGAGGACGGCUUCAUCAACUACCCACGCUUCACUUUCUGCCAGUUUUCUCCCAGACUCCUGCCCCUGGCCAUCACGAUCUAUGCAGUAUGGCUGCUGUUCUUGUUCCUGGCACUUGGACUUGCCGCCUCAAAAUUCUUCUGCCCGAAUCUGUCUGCUAUUUCCUCCACGUUAAGGCUGACGCACAACGUUGCUGGAGUGACCUUUCUGGCGCUGGGGAACGGCGCCCCUGAUGUCUUCAGUGCUAUGGCUGCUUUCUCGCGACCCCAGACCGCUGGACUGGCCAUCGGGGCGCUUUUUGGUGCUGGGAUAUUUGUGACCACCGUAGUGGCCGGCAGUGUGGCUUUGGUGAAGCCCUUCACGGUGGCCUCCAGGCCCUUUCUGAGGGACAUGGUUUUCUAUAUGGCAGCUGUCUUCUGGACCUUCACCAUUCUCUACAAAGGACAUAUAGCCCUGGCAGAGGCACUGGGAUACAUUGGCCUGUAUAUGGUGUAUGUUGCUACUGUCCUGAUAAGUGCAUACAUCUACAAUUAUCGGAAGCGCUCCAUCAUUGGGCCCACUCCUGCACAUACACCAGAUUUGCUGACUAGUGAUGAAUACUCCGAGAGUCUCAACAAGAGCAUACAAACCUAUGAUGACGAGUAUCAGCCUCUGCUUCCCCACACGCUCACCACUAGCCAGAUCUUCCUGGGCUCCCUGAAGCCCGUGGACAGCAGGAAGUGGAGGAGGAAGUCCUGGGGCUGGAGGCUCUUGAAGGUGGUGAAGAUUCCGCUGGAGGUGUUGCUGCUUCUAACUGUGCCUGUAGUGGACCCAGAUAAAGAGGACCACAACUGGAACAGGCCCCUCAACUCCCUCCACAUCGUCACUGGGCCUCUAGUGUGCAUUCUUACCUUUAAUGCAGGACAGUAUGGCCUGUACCGGAUACAGGGCGGGUUCCCUGUCUGGGCCCUGGUGGUGUUGAUUGGUGUUUUCUUAGCUGCUAUAGUCUUCUGCUCCACCACCAACGAGCAGCCACCACCAUACCACUUUCUGUUCUCUCUGCUGGGCUUUGUGGUGAGUGCCCUGUGGAUCAACACGGCGGCGUCCGAGGUGGUCAGUGUGCUGCACAUGUUGGGCAUCGUCUUCAGCCUCAGCAACACCGUGUUGGGGCUCACACUACUGGCCUGGGGCAACAGCAUCGGAGACUUGUUCUCCGACACCCUGAUCGCUCGCCAGGGCUAUCCUCGCAUGGCCAUAUCGGCCUGUUUUGGAGGAAUCAUCUUCAACAUGCUGUUUGGCGUAGGUUUGGGCUGCUUACUGCAGAUGUUCGGUGGCCAUCAUGAAGUAAAGUUUGAGCCGGAGGGCCUCCUGUGUUGGAUCCUGUCCGGUGCGCUGGGCCUCAGUCUGGUCUUGUCCUUCGUGCUGGUUCCGCUACAGUGCUUCCAUCUGACCCGCGCCUACGGCAUCUUCCUCAUCGUCUUCUACUGCGUCUUCCUGCUGGUGGCGCUCCUCACCGAGUUCGGGAAGAUCCACUUGGGCACUCUGUGACGUCCACGGAGGACUGACCAGGACACUGAUGGACCUUAUCCAUUGGGACGAUCACAGAACUGAAGAAGCCAAUGCAACGGACAAUCUGCUGAUUGCUAACUGCGCUGCCCAUGGGUGGCACUGUUCACGGGUAGCACUGUACCGUUACUAUGGACAAAUCCACAAAAGGUGAAUGUGUUUCGUUGCAUUACACGUUUUAUACUUAUGAUAUUGUGAAUUUACAGUCCAUGGAAGACAAAAAUUGGUCUUAUUUAACGAUUGCACAUGAAUGUGUGGUGGUGUGAACAAAAUGCUCUUGGCUGUCCAUGGCUAGCCCAUGUUUAAUGCCAGUAAUGCAUCUGGAGUGAUGUAUCGCCUUUUGACAAGAAAAGCGUCAUGGGCUAUGUCUACUACACGUCCAUGUGUGUUUAUAUGGCAGCCUGAAAUGGCUGCUGUACAUGUGCACUCUUUGAGUGGGUGUACAUGUGAAUCAUGCACUAGCAUUUGUAGUAGGGGAAAAUGCAUGUCAUGUUUAGAUCAUCUGUGGCAUUUUCAAGUUUUUUUCCUCCAUCUAAAAAGGUGAGUAGGUUAUAACACCAAGAAGAACACAUGCAUCACUAUUGAACUGGGUGUAUUAUUGUUCACAAGCACUUUACACCACAAUUACUGAAAGAACUUGAGCCUUGCACGUCCUUUCCACAAGUAGUGGCCUGGGCAAAUAUGUGGCUUGUGGACACUGUUUUAAGUGCUGCUUGAACAAUGGAUGCUUCAGCAGAAAGGCAGGUCUGACCUGCUGGACUAAAGUAUUCAAAUGAUGAUUUGUGUCCAACACAGACUAGGGAGGUCCUCUGACAGUACUGUACUCUCUUUGAAGAGUCACUGAUAUUCAGCACUGGAAUGUAUCAUGGUUGGGGAAAAUUACCUGUAUGUCAAAUGUAGUUAAACACAAGGGAUAUGACAUCGGAAUUCAACAUUUUGGUAGAUGGUAUCAAAACAGUUGAACACUUAACUUUGUGAUUAAAGUCAUUUGUAGCCUC
Molecule: messenger RNA, 3068 nt
Organism: Alosa sapidissima (American shad)
Lineage: Eukaryota; Metazoa; Chordata; Actinopteri; Clupeiformes; Clupeidae
Gene: slc8b1
Product: solute carrier family 8 member B1
Exons: 15
Coding region: 280-2052 (590 amino acids)
Biological process (GO): intracellular calcium ion homeostasis; calcium export from the mitochondrion
Cellular component (GO): membrane
Molecular function (GO): calcium:sodium antiporter activity
Source: RefSeq, a predicted model, not a curated record